AUGUCAUCGCCGCCGCCGCCGCCGCGGCGUUGCGGCGACGAGUGGGUCUAUCUGUCCGUCCCGACGGGUCCGGGGAGCAACAAGCACCUCAGGUUAGGAGGCGGCGGUGGGGAUGGCGGUGGCGGUGACGAUGGCGGAGCGGUCGAGGAUGAUGGGUUUCGCCUCCACGACGAGGUCCUCGUGCUCGUGUUCGCGGCAUGUUCGCUGGAUACCGACGACCUCGUCCGGUGCGCCGCCACCUGCAGGCGGUGGCGACGCCUCAUCGCCCGCGACGCGGAGUACAUCUGCCGCCCCAAGCCGCGCUCCGGCAUCUUCGUCCGAGACCUCGCCGUCGGCUUCUUCCACCAGAGCCACCAGGACGACUCGGCUUCCUCGUCCCGGCCGCCUCGGUUCGUCCCGUUGCCCUCCUUCUCCUUCAGGUUCCGCGACGGCGAACUCGACGGGGUGUUCGACGACAACACCCGCCUCUUCAAGAACUCCCGCCUCAUCGCGUCACGGAACGGCCGCCUCGUCCUCGAGCUCCGCCGCUCCUCGCGCGCCGCCGCCCUCAGGCUCGUCGUGUGCAACCCCAUGGCCGGGGACAUGUCCAUCCUCCCCAUCCUCGCCGGGAAGGACAGGCCUGGGUACUACACAUGCGCGCUGCUCACCGCCGACGAUCUCCAGGACGCGGCAGAUCCGCUCCAGCCGAGUCCCGCCGCCUUCCGCCUGGUGCUCCUCUACAAGCGCCGCAACUUCACGGCGUGCAGGUCCUACUCGUCGGACACCAAGGCCUGGGGCACCGAGGGAAAGAUAUCCGGCAUCAAGAUCGGCGGCAAGCGCCUGGGCGACAUGGCCGCCGGUGUGGCCGUCCGCGGCCGCGUGUUCUGGCUGGCAAGGAAUGCGGUGUUCGGCGUCGACAUGGGCACCCUGGAGGCGACCUCCGAGACCAUCCCAUCGGAGUGGAAGUGGAACUGCAAGCUCUGCUUCUGCCUCGGCAGCCAGGUGGAGAACCGCCGGCUCACCGUCUCGGCGGACGGGCGUCUCUGCGCCGUCCAGGUUGGGCGAAGCCUGACGAACCACGACGUGAUGAUCAGCGUCUUCUCCCGCUACCACUGCGACGACGGGUGCACGGCGCGGAAGUGGAGGUGGGAGAAGGUGCAGGAGGUGGUGCUGAACCACCUGCUGCCGCUGACGAACGUGAAGAGGAUUUGCCUGAGGGGCGUCUGCGAGAAGAGCGGGCUCGUCUUCCUGGCGACCGGCGCCGACGUGUACGCGCAGCAGCCGGACGCGGGGCUGUACGCGCUGGACCUGCGGAAGGAGGCGGCGAGGCUGGUGCCGGCGCCUCCGGGCCGCUGCUCUGACCGCCGCUCGUCGUGGAGCUUCUUCGGCUACGAGAUGGACCGUGUGGCCUACCUCACCUCCCUCGCCCGCAGCUAGUGCUGCUCCUGUCACACCGAUACUGCUAAGCUCAUGGAACAUGCAUCAAUCUCCACACUCCAAAGUGAGGUAAGGAGAUGAAUUUUGCUGUGAUAUUAAGUUACUGCUGCAAACAUUGCUGUAGCUCGUCUGGAGAAAAUCAGGCAUUACAAAACAAAACAUAUAUAGCUGCAUACACACCAUAUACUGUUACAGUUUAUAAUUUAAUCCGUUUGGAUAGUUUGAAGCUAUAAACAUUCUAAUUACUUGAGUUAUCAA
Molecule: messenger RNA, 1674 nt
Organism: Oryza brachyantha (malo sina)
Lineage: Eukaryota; Viridiplantae; Streptophyta; Magnoliopsida; Poales; Poaceae
Exons: 1
Coding region: 1-1416 (471 amino acids)
Molecular function (GO): protein binding
Source: RefSeq, a predicted model, not a curated record